AUGUACGAAUUUCCUUAUUCUGGUUAUCAUACAUCUUCAACACCAUAUUCAAAUUACAAUACCAAUCCAUUAUUACCAAAUUAUACGUCACCAAUAGAUAAUUUAUCUCCAGCUAUUACCAUGCAUUGUACACCAUCAAUCACUUCUACCCCACAUAGAAAUCCUAUCGUCCUCCAAGUUUCAAGUGAUGUAUCACUUAACACAAUUUUAAGACAACUUGGUGUGGAUGUUAACUCCUUACAGCGAUCUUCAUGUUAUAAUAAUUAUUAUACACCACCUGUAACAGAAGUCAUUCUUCCACCACGAUCAGAUCAUCAUCGACAAUUAAUUUGUCAUGAUACUUCAGAUUCAGACAGUGAUUAUUAUCAAAGACGUUCAGCACGAUCGGAUCGUCAUCAAAGAUUAAUUUGUCACGAAGCUCCAGAUUUAGAGCGUGAUUAUCAUCAAAGACGUCCUUUCCGACCACGACGUCAUCGACGAAUAGUUUGUCGUAACGAUUCAACUUCAGACAGUGAUGAUUAUAAAAGACAUUCAUCCCGUCAUCGUCGUCGGCAACAUCAAAAACAACAUCAUUCUAGUUCUGAUUGGAAUCGAGAACAACAAUCCCCUCCUCAUCUUCACAGUUUAUUAGGCAAUGUUUGGCAACGAAUGGCGGGAGCGGGAGCUCCAGAUAACUUGUCUCUACCGCAGUCACAGUCUAAUAUUAACCAACAAUGGCAAGCAAUGUUAAGAAAUUCUCCUCAAUCUCAGUCUCCUUCUAUUCAAAAUGCUUGGCGAGCAAUGCAAACUAUGCCUUCACCAGGGAAUGCACCAGCAGCAAAUACAUCUAAUCAAAGCUCUGGUGGUCUUGCUAGUUUGUUUGGUAGAAUGGGUGGAGCUGGUGGUAAUAUGAAUCCACCACCACCACCACAGCAACAAUACCAAGCAUCUGUGCCAAAUUUUCCUGCUCCACAUAAUGUAUCAACUGCAACUAAUCAACCGAAUUCUGCCGUAGCAAGUAUGUGGGGUCAAAUGGGUAAUCCAUCACAACAAGGCCCUCCACCUUCUGCAAUUAAUUCUCUUUGGAGUCAAAUGGCAUCAGGGUCUGCUCCAAUGAAUCCUGGUGGAAAUCAAAUGUCACCACCACCACCACCACCACCUCCUCCAAUGAAUUCUCUUUGGAGUCAAAUGGCAUCAGCGCCUCCUCCAACGAAUCCUGCUGGAAAUCAAAUGUCGCAGCCAUCUUCUGGAGUGAACUCUCUUUGGAAUCAAAUGGCAGCAGCGCCACCUCCAACGAAUCCUGCUGGAAAUCAAACGUCGCAGCCACCUUCUGGAGUGGCCUCUUUUUGGAGUAAAAUGACAGGUGGAUAA
Rotaria sordida is the source of this 1350-nucleotide messenger RNA. Lineage: Eukaryota; Metazoa; Rotifera; Eurotatoria; Philodinida; Philodinidae. The record is from the annotation of a GenBank genome assembly.